AUGAUGGCAUGCCGAGGCUCGUGCUGCUGUCUGGGUCUGGGCUCCGCGAGCGAGGACACGGCGCGCUUCGCCAUGCUGGCGCUCCUCAUCCUGGUCUACCUGGUGUGCGGCGCCGCCGUGUUCUCUGCGCUGGAGCGGCCGGAGGAGGAGCAGGCCAAAGGCCGCUGGGCGCGAAGCUUUGAGCACUUCAGCCGAAAGCACAACGUCAGCCACAGGGAGCUCGAGGGCUUCCUCAAGGACUACGAGCAGGCCACCGGAGCCGGCAUACGCGUGGACAGACCCAGGGCUCGCUGGGAUUUCCAAGGAGCUUUCUACUUCGUCGGCACUGUUGUGUCCACUAUCGGGUUCGGAAUGACGACGCCGGCCACAGUGGGAGGCAAAAUCUUCCUGAUUUUUUACGGACUAAUCGGUUGUGCAGCCACCAUCCUGUUUUUCAACCUGUUUUUGGAGAGAAUUAUAACUGUACUUGCAUUUGUGCUGAAGUCGUGUCACGAAGCUCAACAUCGGAGGAAAGGCGUGCUACCUCACAACAGCAGGCAUGACAGUCACGCGAGGCAGCAUGGAGAGGACAGCCUGGCAGGAUGGAAACCAUCAGUGUAUUGUGUGAUGCUCAUUCUCUGUGUGGCGGCCAUCAUUAUAUCAUGCUGUGCCUCUGCCAUGUACUCCUCAAUGGAGGGCUGGGGUUAUUUGGACUCGCUGUACUUCUGCUUUGUAGCAUUUAGCACUAUCGGCUUUGGGGACAUGGUGAGUGGUCAGCGCGCUGCAUACGACAACCAGACCCUGUACAGCCUGGGCAACUUUUUCUUCAUUCUCAUGGGUGCUUGUUGUAUUUAUUCACUCUUCAAUGUGAUAUCCAUCGUCAUCAAGCAGGUUCUCAACUGGCUUCUGAAGAAGCUUGAGAUACCAUGCCGCCACUGCCCAGGAAGGAACCUGCGUCCAGGGAGGAAUGCCAUAAUGCCUAGCCACUUUCGCACCCGGGUCCGGAACAUCUCAAUAGACACAGAUGCCGUUAAUGAGAGCGAAACGGAUGGCCGCAGGAUGUCGGGGGAGAUGAUCUCAAUGAGAGACUUUUUGGUGGCUAAUAAGGUCAACUUGGCCAUCAUGCAGAAACAGCUGUCUGAGACAGCCAACGGGUAUCCGCAACCACCCGGCUCCAUGAACCGACACAACGAAUUCUCCGGAGGAGUUGGAGCUCUGGGAAUCAUGAACAACAGACUAGCUGAGACAAGUGUAGACAGAUAAAUCUCCUCGGUUACCAAACAAAAAAAACAUAAAAAAUCUAAGGCUAUCCAGUACUCAUUUGUUCAGCUCUG
Molecule: messenger RNA, 1313 nt
Organism: Clarias gariepinus (North African catfish)
Lineage: Eukaryota; Metazoa; Chordata; Actinopteri; Siluriformes; Clariidae
Gene: kcnk13a
Product: potassium channel, subfamily K, member 13a
Exons: 2
Coding region: 1-1242 (413 amino acids)
Biological process (GO): potassium ion transmembrane transport; stabilization of membrane potential
Cellular component (GO): membrane
Molecular function (GO): potassium ion leak channel activity
Source: RefSeq, a predicted model, not a curated record